AUGCCCGCAUGGCUUCCCUCCAUUCCAUAUCCCCCGCCAGGCCAGCCGGGGUACUGGCAUCCCGUUACGAGCACUCUACAGUGGUGUGAAGAGGACUACUAUGCCACGUACUACUCUGCCGAGAUCAUCAACACUCUGACCAACCUCAUGUUCAUUUACCUGGCAUACAAGGGUGUUCAAAGCUGCAGGAAACAUGGCCAUGAUACUGUAUUUGAAGUGGCGUAUUUUGGAUAUUUCCUGGUUGGUUUCGGAAGCUUCAUGUUCCACACUACGUUGAAAUAUCCGUGGCAGCUGGUCGACGAACUCAACAUGAUCUACACGACCUGUCUCAUGGCAUUUGCCUCUCUAUCCUACGCACAACCCAAAAAGACACAAAUCUAUCUCGGCGUCUUCUUAGUGCUAUUCUGCGCCUUCAUUACGGCUUACUACCACUACCUUCAAGACCCCGCUUUCCACCAGAUCGUCUACGCCCUUUUGACAGUUUUUAUCGUCGUCCGCAGCGUCUAUAGCAUGGAAACAAGCCUGCGACCUUCCUUGCGGAAGUCGGAAGAAAAACACCGUCUGGAACGAGAAAAGCUAGGCCUGCCGGUUGACGUCUCGAGAGAACAACAAGAAUAUGAGAAUAAGAGAGACCUAGACAUAUUGAGGACCAUGUGGUGUCUUGUGGCAUUCGGGGUGAGCAUCUUCCUCGGCGGUUUCUACAUCUGGAAUUUGGACAACCAGUAUUGUUCCACGCUGAUCCGCUGGAGGCGGAGCAUCGGCAUGCCAUGGGGUUUCUUACUCGAGGGACAUGGCUGGUGGCAUCUCAUGACCGGAAUCGGCGCUUAUUGCUACAUUGUGUGGGGCAUACACCUACGACACAUUUUGAACGGAGACCAAGAGCACUUCCAGAUGGUGUGGCCCAGCAUCUUCACCCUGCCAGAGAUCGUGCGAGUAUCAGAUCCGCCGAGGGAAAAGACGAGGCAGGCAAAUGGGGUCGUUGCUACGCCUGGGAGUGCCAAUGGAAGUGCCCACGCGACCGCCAAUGGAAGCACAAAUGGACAUAUCAAAAAGAGAAAAUGA
Molecule: messenger RNA, 1062 nt
Organism: Fonsecaea erecta
Lineage: Eukaryota; Fungi; Ascomycota; Eurotiomycetes; Chaetothyriales; Herpotrichiellaceae
Exons: 3
Coding region: 1-1062 (353 amino acids)
Biological process (GO): ceramide catabolic process; ceramide biosynthetic process
Cellular component (GO): endoplasmic reticulum membrane
Source: RefSeq, a predicted model, not a curated record